This is a messenger RNA of Selaginella moellendorffii, 1909 nucleotides long. RefSeq lists its product as uncharacterized. Gene Ontology annotation, molecular function: lipid binding. Lineage: Eukaryota; Viridiplantae; Streptophyta; Lycopodiopsida; Selaginellales; Selaginellaceae. The record is from RefSeq and is a predicted model, not a curated record. The transcript has 6 exons. The coding region runs from base 418 to 1725 and encodes 435 amino acids.
CUUUUUUCGCCCUUUCUCUUCCGGCAAGAACUGAGAUGUGCGUCUAGCGCCUUAUCUUCUUCUUCUCUUAUCCGAUUGGUUCUUCCAUCUUGAAAUAUCUCUCGUCCUCUAGAUUUCUUGACCCUCCAUUGUCGGCGGUGGACGCAUUGUAGCGCAGCACGAGCUAGGGUUUGCGUAUCCGGUUUCGCGGUCGCGGAUUUCUUCUCUAGGGCUCAGUGAGAACAAUCCGUGAGGAUUGUCAGCGCUACUGUAGAUUUCUACGCCGCAACCGCACUGCGCGGCGCCACUGUUGGAGGGGCGAGCUAAGCAUCCAGGUACUUGAGAGAGAUUCGCAGCUUUAAGGUCAAUCCGGCGGGCAAUGUGAUGACGAGGAGGAGCUCGGCUUUCUGGAUUUAAGCGAAGAAGAAGAGGAAGAAGAUGGAGGAAUUGGAUAGCAAGGGCAAUUUCUCCGUCCUGGGGAAGCCCGUGGUUCUGGAAACAAUGGCAGAUCUACUGGCCGCGAUGAUGCCAAUUUGGGUCGCCAUUGCGUUUGGCAUCGUGUUGGGCUGGUCGUGGAAGCCUCGCUGGGCAAGCUUCCUCGUGUUUGGGCUGAGGAGCCGGACGAGGCUGCUGUGGAGCACGCCGCCAGGGCUGGGAGCGAGGCGGCUGUGGCUGGCCAUCACGGCGGUCACAGCUUGCUCGAUGCUCAAGGAACUUUGGCUGAAAUUCAGCGCCUGGAGGUGGCCCAGGACGGAUUUUUCUGGCAAGGAGACGCAGUCAAGUUCAUCUCCGGGUGACCAACAACAAGCCAACUGUGCCGUCUCCGACGAAGAUUUGAGAAAGUUUUUGCUGUUGCUCGAAGAGCGCGAUGGAGGGCCGGCGUGGCAGAUGAUGAUGGACCGUUCCACGACAGGCAUGGCUUACCAAGCUUGGCGACGCGACCCUUCCAAUGGCCCGACGCAAUACAAGAGCAGAACCGUCAUUGAGGGCAUCACGCCGCAGCUCAUGAGAGAUUUUUUUUGGGACGACGAGUUCCGAGUGGAGUGGGACGAUAUGCUUCUCUCCGCGAAGACGCUCGACGAGUGUCCCGAGACCGGAUACAUGCUAGUACACUGGGUUAGAAAGUUCCCAUUUUUUUGUAAAGACCGUGAGUACACGAUUGGGAGGCGCAUUUGGGAGCACGGCAACACAUACUACUGUUUACAAAUGGGUGUCGAAACAGACAAGGUUCCCCGCAAAAACAAGCCACGACGUGUAGACGUGUUCUACUCGAGUUUCCGGAUCCGUGCAGUGGAGUCCCGGAAGGGCGAUUCCCAGCUGACCGCGUGCGAGGUGCUGCUGUUCCACUCGGAAGAGAUGGGAAUCCAAAAAGAUCUGGCGAAGCUAGGCGUCAGGCAGGGAAUGUGGGGAUGCGUCAAGGGCAUGGAGCCUGGCGCUCACAGCUACUUGGCCUCCCGCAAGAGCGCCAAGCCCCUGUCGCGGCCGGCGCUCAUGGCACAGAUCACCACCAAGGUUCCGGCGUCCGUGUUUCGAGAGCUCGGGAUCGCCGACACGACGCUGGAAGUCCAAGCCGGCAGCGGCAGUGCCGUGGAGGAGGUGUCGGCCGAGAACAAGAAAAACGUUUGGAGAUGGAUCAUCCUGGGUGGCGCGGUGGCGCUGGCCUGCGGCGUGGACAGGGGCGCGGUGGGCAAGGUGUUACUGUUUGGGAUCGCGAGGAGGCUGGGAAGGCUUGGGAGGAAGCUAUAGGAGAUGUGGAGAAGCGAGCGAGCGAGUGAGCGAGCGACACACAGCAUGGGCGAUGGGUAUUAUCUUUUCUUCUUAUCACAGCUUUGUUCUUCGUUGUCUCGAAGGCUGGAGGAAUAAGUCGAUUCAUCAAUCCAAUGAGUCCAGCUGCAUUGCAUGGUUCUUUGAGAUGAGAUUCUUUUUUUUU